AUGCGAAUGGCGACCAAGGAGAAGCAGGAGAAGCAGGAGAAGGCCAAAGCGGCGGCCGUGCAGCUCAAGGUGCCCAAGGGCACGCGCGACUGGACGGGGGCCGACUCGAUAAUCCGCGACUCGAUCUUCCAGACGGUGACGGAUGUGUUUCGACGCCACGGCGCCGUCGCGCUGGACACGCCCGUGUUUGAGCUCAAGGAAGUGCUCGCGGGCAAGUACGGCGAGGACUCGCGGCUGAUCUACGACCUGGCCGACCAGGGCGGCGAGCUGUGUGCGCUGCGCUACGACCUGACGGUGCCGUUUGCCCGCUGGCUGGCCAUGAACAAGGUGCAGCAGUUCCGGCGCUACCACAUCGCCAAGGUAUACCGGCGCGACCAGCCGGCGGUGGCGCGUGGCCGCAUGCGCGAGUUCUACCAGUGCGACUUUGACAUUGCCGGCCAGUACGACCGCAUGAUCCCGGAUGCCGAGAUUUUGCGGGUUGUUCACGAGGUCUUUGCCGCACUGCAGCAGGACAUUGUCGUCAAGCUGAACCACCGGCAGAUUCUGGACGGCAUCUUUGCUGUCUCGGGCGUGCCCGACGACAAGAUCCGCACCAUCAGCUCGGCCGUCGACAAGCUCGACAAGCUGCCCUGGGCCGAGGUGCGCAAGGAGAUGGUCGAGGAAAAGGGACUGGCCGAGGUCGUCGCCGACCAGAUCGGCGACUACGUCAAGCACAGCGGCGACAUCGCGACUGUUGUCGCUCUGCUGCGUGCCGACGCGCGCCUAGCUGCCGAUCCCAACAUCCAGCAGGGCGUCGCCGACAUGGAGCUGCUGGCCACGUAUCUCGACGCCUUUGGCGUGCCGUCCAGCCAGAUUUCGUUUGACCUCUCGCUCUGCCGCGGCCUGGACUACUACACCGGUCUGAUCUUUGAGGUCAUCGUCCGGCCAACGGCCGAAGAGGCUGAGGAGGCUUCGGCCCAGGACCGGAAGAAGAGCAAGAGCAAGAGCAAGGCCGCCGAGGAGCCGCAGGUCGGCAGCAUCGCCGCCGGCGGGCGCUACGACAACCUUGUCGGCAUGUACGGCAAGACCCAAAUUCCCUGUGUCGGUAUCUCUUUUGGCGUCGACCGCAUCUUCACCAUCCUCAAGGCCCGCCGCGAAAAAGAGGCCGGCCGCCAGCGCGUGCGCGAGACCGACGUUUAUGUCAUGGCCUUUGGCGCCGGCGCCGGCUUCACCGGCCUCCUGACCGAACGCAUGCGCAUUGCCCGCCGGCUCUGGGACGCCGGGAUCAAGGCCGAGUUCGUCGCCAAGACAAAGCCCCGCCUGCCCCAACAGUUCAAGGCCGCCGAAGACGUCCCGCUGGGCGUCAUCCUCGGCGAGGACGAGCUGGCCCAGGGCCAGGUUCGCCUCAAAAUGCUAGGCACCGGUGCCGCCGGCGAGGCCGACGAGAAGGACCGCGGUCAGCUCGUCGCCGAGGAAGACCUCGCGGCCGAGAUCAAGAAGCUGCUGAUCUAA
Molecule: messenger RNA, 1491 nt
Organism: Grosmannia clavigera kw1407
Lineage: Eukaryota; Fungi; Ascomycota; Sordariomycetes; Ophiostomatales; Ophiostomataceae
Product: histidyl-tRNA mitochondrial precursor
Exons: 2
Coding region: 1-1491 (496 amino acids)
Biological process (GO): mitochondrial translation; histidyl-tRNA aminoacylation
Cellular component (GO): mitochondrion; cytoplasm
Molecular function (GO): histidine-tRNA ligase activity; ATP binding
Source: RefSeq, a predicted model, not a curated record